AUGUCAUCCGGAAGACGCAGGAGUGGGGAGGAUGGCAGUGAUGAUGGGAGAAAUGACAAUGCCAUGAAUCCUCACGCGAAGCGCUCGAAAUCUUCGUUCAAUGCCGAUGGUCCGGCUGAAAGUGAUCUCGGUGGUUCCAACCAAGUGCGCCCCCCGAACCAGAAUGAACAACAUUCCAUGCUUGUCCAGCAACCAGUAGCACCAUUUCCCUUGGAGCAUACCUCGUCUGCCGAUGUCGCAGAUAAUACUGUGCCGCGCCCCCGGCCCCCAGUUUCCCACUCGGCGUAUACAGGGAACACAGCCUACACAGAAGAUGUCACCGAGCUCAUUAAAGCCGGGUUCGUUUCGCUGGAGAGGAGGCUCGACAUGCUCUCAAGCCAGGUGGACAUGCUUACAAGCCGGGUGGACAUGCUCACAGGACGUAAUACCGCCCCCACUACCAACCCCAGCUCCUCCAUGCCGGUAAGCUCCGAGUCAGGAAAGCUUGGUGGUCAGCCCGCACAGCUUCCGAACAUAAAUAAUGAUAAAACCAAGAUAGUGUCAUGCGGAAUCCCUGGUGUACCCUAUGACAUCUCUGACGUGCAGGUGCUAGGCUACACGCCUACUAACAUCGGAGGGGCGCUCGGCCUAUCGAACACCUCCGAAGUUUGGGCCCUAUUUCUGCAUGACUCCUCAACCAAACCCUUGCUAGAGCAGUACAUCAACGCUCGCAAGAUGGUCUCUUCAGCACAGUAUAACGUGAUCCACUUAAAGGUCAUGAAUGAUCUUUGGACGGAUCUCAAACUUAGACAACUGAUGCGAGGAGAUGACCCGCCCACCAUCGCCUCCAUCGGUGUUAAAGUUGGCACAUACUGCAGUAUACUCACAGGCUGGUACGCUAGUCAAGUUAUGAAGUCGAAACCAGGGUUAUUUCCACACUCUAGUCUCCUGAUAAGCGAUGAUGAGGAUGGUGACGAUAAUAUUCACAUCAACCCGUGUGACUGGCUUCAUGCGUGGAAGCUUUUGGCAUUAUUUUGGAAAUUUCGGGAUAUAAUGGGCAAGCCGCGCCACCCUUAUCCUGAUAUCCCAAUUGAGGCAGUCUUUCAUUCAAAUCGCGAUACCUUAGACGCACCGCAUGGGGUGGAAAGACAACGGAGGAUAUGGAGGUGGAGGAAACCCAAGACCAGAACGCGGUUGACGCCAAUUUCGUCGUUCAGUGAUCAUGAGCUAGAAGGAGUACAGUUGGUAUAUCAAUUACCAAGCAGACAGGCAGAUGGACAGGAGUCAUUGUUGGAUAUUUUUACGCCCUUUUAUGCAAGCAGUCCUGGCUAUCAAAUGGUGUCUAAAGAUCAUUCAUUCCCUUUAGCUACACAGAGCAGUACUUCGAUUUCUCCGCCAGCAGUGCUUCCAAUCAAUGGUAGUAUCUGGUGAUAUUUGAUUAUCAGACUAUCCUCAGUUAACAUGGGGAUACUCAGCAUGAUACCACUCUCUCAUGUAUAUCAUAACACAAGCAAAAAGACCAACACCUCACAGUCACUACUUCUGUCCCUUGACACACUCCCACUCUCCUCCAUCCUUGACACCCAACCAAAGCAGGUCUGGCCGCGAAUAAUGCCCACAAACAUCCACCAAAGUCCUUGAUAUGGAAAUCUCAUCGAAAUUCAAAUCC
Molecule: messenger RNA, 1648 nt
Organism: Aspergillus versicolor CBS 583.65
Lineage: Eukaryota; Fungi; Ascomycota; Eurotiomycetes; Eurotiales; Aspergillaceae
Exons: 2
Coding region: 1-1410 (469 amino acids)
Source: RefSeq, a predicted model, not a curated record